AUGACCGUGGAAUGUCCACAAUCAUUUACAUGGGAAUGUGAGGAAUUAAAUUGCUGUGAAAGUUAUCACUUUCGUGUGAUAUUACUUUUCAUUGCAAUUAGUAUUUUUUUAACAGCACUUUUGGUUGCCGCUGUUUGGUUAGCAUUUGAAUUUAGGAUUUCUUACAGAAGGAAGCGUUUACAAGAGAUGGAUCAAUUUCGCAAUGAACUUGAAAUGCGAAGUUUUGAGGAAGCAAAAUAUUUGCGACGGAUGUCACAAAACAAACAAAAAAAACCCCCACAUUUUCCGCCUGAUUACUGAGAGUUGUGAUUUCUGCAGUUGAAACCCAAAAUUUUACCAGAUCUGAGUUUCACAAAAUAUGGGAUAAGGAGAGAAUGUUAAUGGUUGCAAACGAAUUUCUCAAUAUCUUCAUUAUUUGGAAAUUAAGUAUUUCCAUUUUUGAUAUCAC
Loa loa (African eye worm) is the source of this 448-nucleotide messenger RNA. RefSeq lists its product as hypothetical. NCBI's taxonomy places the organism in Eukaryota, Metazoa, Nematoda, Chromadorea, Rhabditida, Onchocercidae. Bases 1 to 300 code for a protein of 99 amino acids. The transcript is spliced from 4 exons. The record is from RefSeq and is a predicted model, not a curated record.